GCGUCUGAGAGACUCACCUGGCCAGGGACACGCCUACUGACAGCAGCAGUUGCAGUGAAAAGCAGCAGGGAGACCGAGGGAGCCUUGCGGGAUGGAGCGCCCUCUGCGGCCGGCGGCUCUGCUCGUCGCGCUCUGGUGCUGCUGCAGUGCUCAGCAUGUUAAUUACGUUUCACCACAUCUGGGAAGCUUUAAUGGAGCAACGAGACUCACCAUCAGCGGGGAAGGAUUUGCUCAGGAGAACCAGUUCCAGCUGAACCCCCAGGACGACACCUUUGGAAACCGGGUGACUCUGGUGUCGGACUCCCUGUCGGUCCCCUGCGACGUGGAGAGAGACUCCACCCACGGGAACCAGAUCCUGUGCUACACCAGACCGAUGCCGCAGGACCAGUACGUGGUCCACGUCAGCGUGGACGGGAUUCCCGUUCCUGACGCUAAUAUCUGCCGGGGUCGUUAUAAAUCGUACCACUGCAGUUUCUACACCAGGUGGUACCGGACGCCCAGGAUCAGCUCCCUGAGUCCCGCCAGUGGCCCCCCAGGCUCGUUGGUGACGGUUCGAGGCCGGAUCUUCACCGACGUCUAUGGCAGCAACACGGCCGUCAGCUCCAACGGCGUCAAUGCCAGGUUUCUGAGAGCCUUCAUGGGAGGGAUGCCAUGUGACCUGCUGCAGCCCGAGUCCGACGACCUGUACAACCUGCAGCUGGACUCUGAAUCGUCCCACUGGGGACACAUGAGCUGCAGGACGACGGGGACGUACGUCGGUCAUCACAACCUGAGCUUCAUUCUCGACGCUGAUUUUGGAAGGAGUUCACCCGACAAGAGCCUGUACCGGGUCUCAGCGGCGGGGAAGCUGUCCAUGUUCCAGACGUUUGCAGAGGUCACCGGAGUGUCUCCAUCGGAGGGCAGCGUCAUGGGCGGGACCCUGCUGACUGUCAACGGCCGCUUCUUCGACCAAACCGAUGAGCCGGCUCGCGUUCUCGUUGGAGGUCGGCCUUGUGAAGUCCAGAGUGUGUCUGAUGACAGAAUUACAUGCAAGACAGCCGAGGAGCCGCCGAGCAGCAACGCCACGGUGUUCCCAGGCGGAAGAGGCUUGAAGAUGGAGGCGUGGAACAACACCAGACCCAGGUCGUUGACCGACAUUUGGAACUACAACGACAACACAACUGGCUACUGGUCGCAAUGGAUCGACUCCCUGCCCGCCACCUUUGCCCUUGAAAACGAAUACUUCACCACAAGAACCACGGGCUUCUUCGUGCCUCCCGCCAGCGGCAACUUUACUAUGUAUCUCCACUGCGAUGACAGAUGUGAGCUCUACCUCAGCAACUCCACCCGGCCCGAAGACAAGGUUAAAAUUGCCUUCCAGUCAUACUAUGUAAACGACCACACAAGACUGGAGUCACAAAAAUCCGAAGUGUUGUCCCUGGAGAAAGGAAAACCAUACUACAUGGAGAUCUUGCAUCAAGAAUACAGAGUUAUAGCUAAAAUCAACAUUGGCUUGUUCCAAGAGGAGAGUUCCUUCACAGAGGAACAGACAAAUGACGCGGUUAAUGAAGUUCAGAACAUCGUGGCUGAAUAUGAAGCGUUCGACGAGGAACAGGUGGUAACCUUUGACAUGUGGCCCGCGGGUGUUGCACCUGUCAGAGAGGUGCAGAAGGUGAGCGUCAGGAGCAGCUGUGACAGCGUCCUGUGUGGAAGCACCUACUUCAGCCUGAGCUACGGACUCGCCGAAACUGGGCUGAUCCCCGUCAGCGCCUCAGCAGAGACGCUGGAAGCAGAGCUGAACGGUCUGUGGUCCAUCAAACCCGACACGGUCCAGGUCACCAAACAGGGGGGCGGUGCGACGCCCGACUACACGGUCACCUUCAACUCCGUCAGAGGUGAUUUCAAACCUCUUCAGUACGAGGUCUUCGGCUCAGACACCAGCAUCACUGUUGCCGAGGUUACCAAGGGGCAAAGCAGCAUGGAAACCUUCACGCUGGUCUGGGGCGGAGUUCCCACGAAACCUAUCGCUUUCAACGCGACAGAGCUUGAGGUCCAGGAGGCUCUGGAGGACCUGAUGAAGGCCGAGUGCCCCGCCCAAGUUCUGACCACGGAGGGCGCAGAUGUCAAGUACUUCAACGACUUUGAAAAGGACAACUCUCAGUUCUCCAGUGCCCAGAUGGGAACUCCUGAGAGGAACUCUGGUUUCUGCGGCUCGUGGUCUCUGAAGAACGCUGAGAUCCUGUUCUGGGAGGGCUACAUCACCGAGUCCGGAGAAGCGUACGGACCGGUGAUGCUGGACCGACAUCCCACGCUUUGCUUUGCGUACAAGGGACCAUUGAAGGAUGAAGUCGGGGUGAAGUUCACCUACUGGGACAGCGAUGGCGUUGCCACGACGACCACCGCAGAGAUCGGAGUCGUCUUCAACAAGGAGCCCAGGUGGAGCUACAGAUGCGUGGACCUGCUGAGCUCGCUGCAGACGCGUUACGCUGGGAGUGGCUACGUCCUGCUGGAGAUUUACCUCUACAAAGACGCCUCCGGCGCAGACUUCUACGUUGACGCCGUCCACAUCGGGAAGACACCCACCACCACCGAGAACAACGCGGUUCCCCACAAGAGGAGACCUCCCCCGUUUGAGAGCUCGGGGAAGUCGUUCGACGCGUUCGCCGUCACCAAAGACCGAUCAGCUGCUCCUCAGAUCAGAUACGAGAUCAGGGCCGUCCCGCUGGAAUGUGCCUCCGGGUUCCCGCUGCUGGAGGUCGGCUUCCUGCAGAUGUCCGGCAGUAGCGAGGACACGACUGAGUUCAGUGCAGGCGAUGCCAGCGUCAACGUCUCCCGCCCCUUCAGGGCCACGCCUCCUCUGAAUGGCACCUUUGACGUGGAGUUUAAUGGAGGCCGAGCUGAAGGUCUGUCGGUGGACAUCAGCGAGGAAGACCUGAAGUUCGCCCUGGAGGGAAUCGCAGGAAUGGGCCAGGUGCAGGUGAAGCAGCAGGGCAGCUGCAGGAGGCCCAAGUGGAGGGUGGAGUGGCUCACGAAGCCCGGAGACCAGCCGCUCAUGAAGAUCGACGGCGCGUCGAUUGUCGGCAGAAAUGUUGACAUUUCCGCCCGUGAGAAAGUGAAGGGAGGACUGCUGAUUCGAGGCCUGACGGGGGAUUUCUUCCGGGUGUGGGAAGACAAACCGCAGGUGGAGGUGUACAUCAACGGCAUUCCCUCAAAAUGUUCCGGCAACUGCAGCUUCGAGUGGUCCGAGGAGAAAACUCCGGUGGUGACCGGGAUCAGCCCGUCUCAAGGUUCUGAUGGUCUGGGGACUCUGCUGACCAUCACUGGGACCGGCUUCAGCUCAGAAAAUGCUUCCGUCAUGGUGGGAAGAACCGAGUGUGUCGUUGAGGAAUUCACCGCCACCUCUCAGGUGUGCAGGCUGGGCGGAGCCGGCGCCGGCACCUACCCAGUGUCGCUCAGCUUCCCGUCUCUGGGGGCGUCGCGUCACGCCGGCGGCGGCGUCUUCCUCUUCACCUACCAGCUCAUCGUUUCCUCCGUCUCCCCGCCGUCCGGGAGCGUCGCAGGGGGGACUCUGCUGACCGUGAAGGGCUUUGGCCUCGGCCCCGACGCCUCGGUCACCGUGGGUGGUGCCGAGUGCGUGAUGGUGGACGCCACCGCCACCGAGCUGCGCUGCACGACACCGGCGGGCGCACCGGGCUCGCGGGCCGUGGUGGUGACGGUGGGGAACACGACCCGGACCGCCGACAGCUCCUUCACCUACGACGACAGCCUCACACCUCGCAUCUCCGGCCUGAGUCCCGGGACGGCGUUCGUGAUCGGAUGGCAGGUUCUCACCAUCCAGGGCUCCAACCUCGGCGGCCCGGACAACGGCAGCGUCGUGUUCGUGGGCGUGAAACAGUGCGUCACCGUGCAGUGGACGCCGACGGAAAUCAGCUGCGUCCUCCCUGCGCUGCCGCCCGGCGUUCACGAGGUGGACGUGCAGGUCGGGAGCAGAGGGGCCGCCCAGAUGAGCAGCGGCGUGAACGCCACCGUGGAGUACAUCCUGGAGGUGUCCGGCAUCUCGCCGCUGCUCGGCUCGCUGCUGGGAGGAACCAGGCUGACUGUUUCUGGCUCUGGCUUCAGCAGCAACGCCACUGACAACAGAGUGUCCGUUGGAGGCGCCGACUGCGAGGUGGUGGCCGCUUCGCAGGGUGAGCUGCAGUGCAUUGUGCAGUCGGAGGAGACGACCCACGCCGUCACCAACCAGGGAUCCCACCUCACUCAGGGACCGGGCUACGCAUGGAGUCCCGCCUCGCUCACUGUGUCCGUCGGAGACUCGGUAAUGUGGCGCUGGGAGGCGCCCGCCUUCCUGAGAGUCGGGUACCGGGUCUUCAGCGUCUCCAACCCGAGUGGCGCCGCCUACGAAGGAGGACCGCUGUACAGUGGAGACGCCAGGACUGCAGAAGGGGUCUUCAGCUACCGCUUCACCGUGCCGGGCGUCUACUACUACAGCAGCGGCUACGUCGACGAGGCCGAAACCAGACUGCUGCAGGGAGUGGUGAGGGUCGAGAGCCGGGAGGAGAAGACCAGCCGGGUCUCCGUGAGAGUCGGAGGCAUCGAAGCCAGACAUGAGGCCGGAGGUUCACGCCGCGGCGCCAGAGCGGCACCACAGUGCGUCACCUUCCCAGAGUGCCCACCGACCAACCAGACUUCAGACGGGGUUUCCUUCAGCGCCACCGCCUGCGCCACACCGACAGUCCACUCCAUCUCCCCCAACCAGGGCUCGUACCACCAAGUGAUCCGCAUCCGGGGCAGAGGCUUCAGCAACGUCACAUGCGCCAAUGAGGUGACGGUUGGAGGCGAGCCGUGUCAGGUGAUCAACAGCUCGCUGUCCGAGAUCAACUGCCAGCUGAGCCCCGACACGGAGUUCCCCAUCGGCGUCGCCCUCCCCGUCGCCGUCAGAGUCAACAACCUCGGCGAUGCCGUUGUCGACAUCUUGAGCGAGCGCGAGCGUCGCUUCGUGGUGCUGCCGGUGGUCGACUCCGUCUCGCCGCGCGUCGGCAGCCCCACGGGCCACACCAGGCUCGUCGUCCGCGGAUCCGGAUUCUCCGAGGGGGGGGUGACCGCAGUCUUCGAGCCCUGCGACAUCCUGUCGCUCAACUACACCCACAUCACCUGUGACACGGCGCCGUCGCAGCCACGCGGCGGCGACGUCGUCUUCCACGCGGGUCCGAUCCAGAGCUCCUGCCACUCAAACUGUUCCUUCCUGUACUCCUCCUCCGCCACGCCGGCCGUCAGCAGCAUCUCCCCGGAUGCCGUCGCCGGCCUGACCGACGUGACCAUCUCCGGCUCCGGCUUCGGUAGUCACGUGGAGGAUCUGGCCGUCUUCGCCGGCGGGGCAGAGCUGGAGGUGACCUCCGUAACCGACGGCAACGUCACAGCGAGGGUCCCCGGGCUGCCGGCGGGGCUCCACCCGGUGACGGUGGUCGUGAGGAGCAAGGGCCUGGCGUCGGGUCGGGUGACGCUGACCAGCAGCGCCCGGGCGGCGCUGAACCCCGACGUGGGCAGCCUGGCCGGAGGAACCCCGCUCGUCCUGGAGGGAAACGGCUUUGCUCCGGGGAACACCAGCGUGAUGGUGGGCGGGGAACCCUGCCACAUUCAGGCGGUGAGUCCCGCCCUCCUGCGUUGCCUGACUCCUCCCCACGGCGCCGGGCAGGUGACCGUCACCGUCCAGGUCUUCUCUGUGACCUACCCACCUCUCAACUUCAACUACUCUGCAGCCCACACUCCCGUUGUCAGCUCCAUCAGCCCCACCUCCGGGCCGAGCGGCUCCCUCGUCACUCUGACGGGUUCUGGUUUUGGCAGCGACGCUCAACUCGUCUCUGUCACCAUAAAUCAUGUCCCUUGCAACGUCACGUCCAUCUCCGACACGCGGCUCCAGUGCACAGCGGGGAACAACCCCGGUGGAGAGUUUCCAGUCGUGCUCCAUCACCAGGUCAAAGGCCACGCCCAGUCGGAUGUGGCGUUCAAGUACGAUCUGACGCUCAGCAACGUGCAGCCCAACGAAGGGAGUUUUGGGGGCGGAGCUCUGCUGUCCAUCCAGGGCUCUGGGUUCGACCCAGUCAACUCCACGGUGCUGAUCUGCGACCAGGAGUGUGAAGUUGACAGAGAUAUGUCCACGUCCAGUCUUCUGUACUGCUGGUCUCCGCGCAACAACGGCUCUCAGUCCCAGCUGAGCUGCCAGGUCUCCGUCAUCAACCCCCUGGACGCCGCCAGCCUGUCCGACGGCUUCGCCUACAGGUCUGAUCUGACUCCAGUGAUCAGCCAGGUGUCUCCGCGGAGAGGCGGCACCGCCGGCGGCACCCGGCUCACCAUCGCCGGCUCGGGUUUCAGCACCAGCGCCAGCGAGGUCAACGUGACCAUCGCCGGGUCGGUCUGUGAGGUCCAGUCCGCCAACAGCACCCACAUCGUGUGCGUGACCAGCGCCCAGCGCCGGUCCCAGGAGGCCCGGGUCCGAGUGAGCGUGGGGGACCGGGGCAUCGCCGCUACGGACGAUGCCGACUUCUUCUACGUGGACGUUUGGUCGUCCCGGUUCACCUGGGGGGGGCUGGACCCGCCGGAGAAGGGCUCGUUCGCCGUCAUCACCGAGGGCCAGACCGUCCUGCUGGACACCGACACGCCGGUCCUCAAGAUGCUGCUGAUUCAAGGAGGGACGCUGGUGUUUGACGAGGCGGACAUCGAGCUGCAGGCGGAAAACAUCCUGAUCACCGACGGCGGCCGCCUCCAGGUCGGCCAGGAGGGGGCGCCGUUCCAGCACAAAGCCAUCAUCACCCUCCACGGACACCUGCGCUCACCUGAGCUUCCCGUCUACGGAACAAAGACUCUGGCCGUCAGGGAGGGCGUGCUGGACCUUCACGGUAUUCCUGUCCCGGUACCCUGGACCCACUUGGCCCAGACGGCAGCGAGCGGCUCCAACACCCUGACCCUGAUGAUGGCGGUGACAUGGAAACCCGGAGACCAGAUUGUUGUUGCCUCCACCGGCCACAGGCACAGUCAGAAAGAGAACGAGGUGAGGAGGAUCGUCGCCGUGUCGGCGGACGGGACGACCCUGACCCUGGACCAACCGCUCACCUACGGCCACCUCGGGGUGUCGGUCACGCUGCCUGACGGCACCGUGUUCGAGGGCCGGGCCGAGGUGGGUCUCCUCACCAGGAACGUGGUGGUUCGAGGUUCCCAGCACCAGGAAUGGAGCGACCAGAUCCAGGCCUGUCCCGACGGCUUCAACACAGGUGAAUUUGCCACCCAGACCUGUUUCCAGGGGCGGUUCGGGGAGGAGGUCGGCAGCGACCAGUUCGGAGGCUGCAUCAUGUUCCACGCACCCAGACCGGGCCAGAACCUGGCAGUGGGCCGGCUGGAAUACGUGGAGGUUUUCCACGCGGGCCAGGCCUUCCGGCUGGGCCGUUACCCCAUCCACUGGCAUCUGAUGGGCGACGUCAACUACAAGUCCUACGUCCGGGGCUGCGCCAUCCAUCAGACGUACAACAGGGCCGUAACCAUCCACAACACCCACCGGCUGCUGGUGGAGCGCAACGUCAUCUACGACAUCAUGGGCGGAGCCUUCUUCAUCGAGGACGGCAUCGAGACGGAGAACAUCCUGCAGUACAACCUGGCCGUGUUCGUGAAGCAGAGCACCAGCCUGCUCAACGACGACGUCACGCCCGCCGCCUACUGGGUGACCAACCCCAACAACAUCGUCCGCCACAACGCUGCGGCGGGGGGGACCCACUUCGGCUUCUGGUACCGGAUGCACGAGCACCCGGACGGGCCGUCCUACGACCCCGACAUCUGCCAGAAGAGGGUUCCCCUGGGCGAGUUCUCCAACAACACCGUUCACUCUCAGGGCUGGUUCGGGAUCUGGAUCUUCCAGGACUUCUUCCCGAUGAAGAGCGGCGGCUGCAGAUCCAGGACGCCGGAGCCGGCCGUCUUCGACUCGCUCACCGCCUGGAACUGCGAGAAGGGGGCAGAGUGGGUCAACGUGGGCGCCGUGCAGUUCAGCCGCUUCGUCAUGGUCAACAACGAGAAAGCCGGCGUCGAGGCCAAGCGCAUCAUGCAGUGGGCCGUGAGCGGCUUCGGCGAGGAGGGCGGGGCCACGGUGUCCAACAGCACCAUCGUGGGCCACGUGGACGAGCUGGGACUGGGAACCGACCAAUGCACGCACCGCGGCGUCAUUGCGCCUUUCGACGACGGCAUGAGCGUCCUGAACACCAGAUUCAUCAACUUCGACCGUCCUGGCUGCGCGGCCAUCGGAGUGACGUCGAUAGACGGGACGUGCGUGGACCGAUGUGGCGGCUGGGCCGUCAGGUUCGGCGGCGUCCGGUACCUGAACUCCCCCAACAAGGCCGGGUUCAGGUGGGAGCAUGAGGUCCAGCUGGUGGACACGGACGGCACCCUCACAGGAAGCGUCGACCACAAGGUUGUGCCUAUGAGCAACUUGCUGGACCCGGCUCACUGCUCCCAGAGGGAUGAGUGGAGCGUGGGUUUCCCCGGCGCCGUGUGCGACCACACUGUCGACUUCCACCGUUUGGCAUUCAACAAUCCCACGCCAUCCUCCCUGCAGGCCAAGGACGUCAUCCUAACCAACUCCCACGGCAGCAGCGUGGUGCCGUACCUGAAGAAGAGGAUGACCCAUAAGUUCGGCUGGAUGGCCCUGCUGCCGUCCAGACAGACGUACAACUGGUUCUUCCAGGACGCUGACCAUGUCACCAACAUCACCUACGACGCCAAGUUCUACGGCUUCAAGCCGGACCAGUACGUCCUCGUCAACCACAACCUCACCCAGAGUCCGGACCGGUUCCACGUCGUGGACCAGAGGAACGGGUCGGCGGCGCCGCUCAGCUUCAGCGGCAGCAGGAACGGAGACUGGUUCUUCGACAACAGAACCAACGACCUCUUCUACAUCAUUUCGGGGAAGGAGAGCGAGCGGCGCCGCCGUGACAGCGUGGACCGGUCCAUGACCGACGUCGCCACCGACUUCGCCGUCUACCGAUGUUUCUAUCAGGACUGCAUCCCUCCUCCUCCGGCCACGCUGGCGCCCUUACCGGGCGGGCGGCCCGACGGGUUCAUUUUGUGGUCCAACGAGUCGUUCUGGACGAGUUCGGCUGAAAACAACUUCGCCGUGCCAAAGGAGGGCGCUGAUGUGGUCAUCCCCUCCGGGAAGUGGGUCGUCUUGGACGCCGACACCCCUCCGCUCAACAAGCUGACGGUCGUCGGAGUCCUGGAGAUCCCCGACACGGCCGAGGCCUCGUCCAGCAGAGAGACGCGGUCCACGCCGGAGUUCAGAACGGUGGCGAUAGACGCCGUGUACAUCUCCAUCCAGGGGGGCAGGCUGAUCGCCGGGUGGCCGGACGAGCCCUUCAGGGGUCAGCUGACCAUCACCCUGAGGGGGCACCACCGCACCCCCGACUGGCCGCUGCCCAACGGACCCAACCAGGGGUCCAAGGUCCUGGGUGUGUUCGGCUCCCUGGACCUGUACGGCCAGCCUCACAACGUGUACCACUGCAAACUGGCGUCCACCGCCGAGGCCGGCGCCGCCAUCCUGACGCUGACGCAGGCCGUGGACUGGCAGGUGGGAGACGAGCUGGUCGUCUCCACCACCAGCUACAACGCCUCAGAGACGGAGAAGCGGCGGAUCGCCGGCGUGUCGGCCGACGGCCGCCGCCUGACCCUGGACCAGCCCUUGGACCACACUCACAUCGGUGAGACCCACUCGGUGCCGGGGACGUCUCUGUCCUACGUCCUGGCGGCCGACGUCGGCCUCCUGAGCAGAAACAUCAGGAUCGUGGGCCAGGAUUACCCCGACAUGGCGGCGGAGUUGUUCGGAGCCCGACUGCUGGUGGGGGCCUUCUCCAGCGCAGGAAUAGACUACAAGGGAAAAGCUCAGAUCAGAAACGUGGAGUUCUUCCGCUCGGGGCAGGAAGGCUGGACCGACUACUACGACCCGCGAUACUCCGUGGCCUUCCUAGACCUGGGAGAGAUUCCAGGAAACGAGUCGUACAUCCAGGGCUGCGCGUUCCACGACGGUUUCUCUCCGGCCAUCGGCGUCUUCGGGACGGAGGGACUCGACAUCGACGACAACAUCGUCCACCACACCGUCGGAGAAGGAAUCAGGAUCUGGGGGGAUAAGAUAUCGCUGAGGAGGAACCUGGUCACCAUGACGCUGUGGCCCGGCUCGUACCGGGGCAGAGAGGAGCCCUUCAACUUCGACUGGAACGCUGCCAUCGAGAUCAACGAGGGGACGAACGUGGUGCUGCAGCACAACGUGGUGGCCGGGUACGAGAGGGUGGCGUACCGCAUCGACGGCGAGCCGUGUGCAGGAUCCUCGAACAGUCACGAGGCCUGGGUGGAUAACGAGGCUCACGGCGGUCUGUACGGAGUCUACCUGAACAAAGACGGGCUGCCGGGCUGCAGCGCCGUCCGGGGCUUCUUCAUCUGGAGGAGCUUCGACUUCGCCAUUUACUUCCAGGUCACCAUGGACGUGGUGAUCUCCAACGUGACCCUGGUGGACAACGGGAUGGGCAUCAUGCCCCUCGUCUACGCGCCGCCGUCGCUCUCGCACGCCUACGCCGAUAAAACCGUUCACGUUCAGGAUGCACUGAUUGUCGGGAGCAGCCCAAGAUUCGACUGUUCGGACACUCUGAGCUCCGGCGACUUCAACCUGGACAUCAGCGCGGCACAUCGCGCCCCCAGGCCCCCCAACGGAGGAAGAUCUGGGAUCUGCUGGCCGACCUUUCAGUCUGGACACAACACGGCCCCCGUUAAACCGCAUGCCCUCAACAUGAACUACAACGCCAUCAAGGGGCUGAUGAGGGUCACGGAUACGACGUUCGUCAAUUUCCGCAACGUCUGCUCAGGCGAGACGAACUUCGCCUUCAUCACCAACCCCCUGAACGAGGACCUGCAGCAUCCCGUGCAGGUUUCCGGCAUUAAGAUGGUGGACAGCUCGGAGGGGAACGAGGUUUUUAUCCACAGGCCUGACCUGGGAAAAGUGAACCCGGCCGACUGCGUGGACAUGGACUGCGACGCCAAGAAGAAGACCUUGUUGAGGGACCUGGACGGGACGUUCCUGGGGGCCGUGGGGGCCGUGGUGCCUCAGUCCGAGUACGAGUGGGGCGGGGACCCCAGGAGGGGGUUGGGGGACUAUCGGAUCCCCGGCAUCAUGCUGACGGCGCUCAACGGCAGCCGGAUCCCCGUGGAGCAGGUGGCUCCUCAUAAAGGUGUGGUCCGGGAGAACUGCACCUACGUGGAGUCCUGGCAGGGCUACCGCUGCUUCGGCCUGAACUACCGGAUGGUGGCAAUCGAGAGCCUGGACUCGGACACGGAGACCAGACGCCUGUCGCCGGUGGCUGUGCUGGGGGGGGGCUACGUGGACCUGAUCAACGGUCCGCAGGACCACGGCUGGUGCGCCGGCUACACCUGCCAGAAGCGCCUGUCCCUGUUCCACGCCAUCGUGGCCACUGGCCGCGCCUUCGACGUUUACUUCAGCAGCGUCAGCCCGCAGAAGCUCCGCCUCAUGAUGCUGAACUCUGACCCCUCAGAGAGCGUCUUGUUGUCCGUUUUCUACUCCAAUCCUCAACGGCUGGACGUGUAUGUCGCCGAGCAGCUGGUCCCUCCCACCAACGCCGCCUGGAACGAAGACGGGUCCGACUACACGCUGAUGGAGCCCACUUCCGCAGACGAGUACGUCCCUCUGAUGAACGCCACCGCGGGAGCCAACUACUUUGAUCAGGACUACAAGAUGCUGAGGGUCCUGCUGAGAGGCUCCACGCCGGUGGAGGUCCGGACCUCCCCGGUUCUGGUCCUGGCCUUCAACAUGCCGGCCAUCUCUGAGGACGAAUUCUUCGGCGCCAACCUGAUACAGAACCUGGCCUUGUUCCUCAAAGUCCCGGCCAACAUGAUCCGCAUCACCAAGGUGGUCCGGGAGGACGGGGGGGCGGCGCGGCGCCGGAGGAGGUCGGCCGGCCUGACGGUGGAGGUGGAGAUCAAGAAACCCCCGGUGCAGCAGGCCGCCAACGGCACCAAUGACGAGGAGGACUUCACGCUGCUGAAGAACAUCGCCGAUGAUCUGGGUCAAGCUGCCGUUUCUGGAAACCUCAGUCGGUCCAUCGGCUUCAACGUGUCCUCGAUGGGCAUCGUCCCUCCCCCUCCCCCGUCCUCGGACCCGAGCUGGAACGAGGUGGCGAAGGAGAACGUGACACGGGAGGAGCCCACCGCCGUCUUCGUGGCCAGCGUGGCCAGCCUGCUGCUGGUGGCCGAGCCGCUCGCCGGCGAAUUCGUGGGGCCUCUUCACCAGCAGCCGAGUCUGAUGGCCGUGGACCAGGAGGGUAACUGCGUCUCCGUGGGCGUGACGACGCUCACGGCUACCGCCACUCUGAAGGACUCCAGCGGGAACGCCGUCGCCGGCCUGGAGGGAAACACCUCCAUCCUGUUCAGCGACUGCUGGGCCAACUUCACCGACCUGUCCAUCGAGCAAGGCGGCCAGAACCUGACCAUGGCCUUCACUCUGAAGGACUGGGGCGCCGAGUCCGGAGCCUUCUCCGUCAGGAACCCCCCCACCACCCCGACCACCACCACCACCGACGGCAGCAUCUUCAGCUCCGCCUCCACGCUGGCCGCCGGCAGCCUCUGCCUCGUCAGCGUCAUCUACCAGGUGGUCUGCUGCUCCGGCAGCAUCCCCGUCUGCUAGAGGUCCUCAGAGGGGUCAUGAAGGAAACCUCCACUUUUACUCACCUGAUCUGUUCCUCUUUGGGUUUCAUGUGAAUUUUUAAUGUUUUUAAAGAAGUAUAAUCAUGCACUUGAAUCUUAAAUGAAGUAUCAAGCUUCCUUUAAUUCUACAUUAAGAAGCAUAUUCAUUCCCUGUUGUAUGUAAUAAAUGAGACGGGGCUCUUAAAUCUGAAAUUAAGUUGAAAGUUUUAUAACUGUCAUAUAAACUGUACUGCACUUUACGGGUAUUUGAAAGGAAAAUCUCUUUAAUAAAUUCUAUUUUCAUCUAUAAUCGGUGCACUUCUUCAUUAAAGGAGACGUAUUGUGCCUCGUCAGCAUCCUGUACACCUCAGUCUUCAUUUCUGUCGUUACCAGCGGGUUUAAAGGGUUGUUAAGUCGUUCUACCAACAUCACAGCUAAGAGACACACCGUUAGGCUCGGAAACGGACUUGGUGCCAGUUCCUUUACGGAACAAAGUCACCAACUUAAGCCCCGUCAGCGUCAUCUACCAGGUGGCUGCUGCUCCGGCAGCAUCCGCAGUGGGAAGGUGGCUCAGUUGGUAGAGCGUUUGCCCAUGAACUUGAAGGUCAGUGGUUCGAACCCUAGUUCCUCCUGUGUCCACCAAAGUGUCCUUGGGCAAGACACUGAAUCCCUCGGUUGCUCCCGGUUGUCAGGCCAGCGCCGUUGUGUAUGGCAGCUCCACCGACAACCGGUGUGUGAAUGUGUGCGUGUGUGGGUGAAUGUUUGCAGUGUAAAGCGCUUUGGGGCUGUAGGAGUACAGCUGGAAAGCGCUAUAUAAGUGUAAGCCAUUUACCAUUUACCAUCCCCGUCUGCUAGAGGUCCUCAGAGGGGUCAUGAAGGAAACCUCCACCUUUACUCACCUGAUCUGUUCCUCUUUGGGUUUCAUGCGAAUUUUUAAUGACGUAUAAGGGGUUAGAAGUUUAUUCACUUAUCUAAGUAUAAGUAUAAUCAUGCACUUGAAUCUGAAAUGAGGUAUGACGUUUUCUUUAAUUAUACAUUAAGAAGCAUAUUCACUCCUCUUUGUAUGUAACACAUGAGAUAGGGCUCUUAAAUCAUAAAAACUGUUGCACUUUAUGGGUCUUUGAAAGGAAAAUCUCUUUAAUAAAUUCUAUUUUCACCUAUAA
Messenger RNA from Cololabis saira (Pacific saury), 13859 nucleotides. RefSeq names its product fibrocystin-L-like. Bases 92 to 12697 code for a protein of 4201 amino acids. NCBI's taxonomy places the organism in Eukaryota, Metazoa, Chordata, Actinopteri, Beloniformes, Belonidae. The transcript is spliced from 77 exons. The record is from RefSeq and is a predicted model, not a curated record.